Messenger RNA from Cuscuta epithymum, 1988 nucleotides. The record is from the annotation of a GenBank genome assembly. NCBI's taxonomy places the organism in Eukaryota, Viridiplantae, Streptophyta, Magnoliopsida, Solanales, Convolvulaceae.
CAAGAUCACCUUCAUUGCUCUUGAUUGGAAAAAGGACCCGUUCACGCCGCAACCAAGCGGAAAAAUCAAGCCCGCCACGUAUCAAGAGGAGACGACCCAGUGUGGUAGGUUGUCGACGGCGACGCUCUGCAGCAGCUCCGGCGAUCUCCUUCUAUAGUGAUGCCCGGCCGGAAAUCUGCAUCAUUCUUCCCUCUCCAGCAACGUUUCUAGCGCGCACGGACGCACGGUUCACCCAAAUAUAAAGUUAGACUUUUUAGAUUUUUAAAAUUUUACUGAUACAAAUACACCUCCAUUAAUUCUCACUCCGUAUUUGUUUCUUCUUGUUUGUUUCUAUAUACCCGACCCGACAGAGCACCAUCCACGCAGACCCAUACCCUACUGCAAUUGACCGAAUACAACCAAACCGAUUCCUCCCGUUUCUAAUUAGGUGAAACAAAUAUGCUAGGGAGCUUGUUCGGCGAUCUCCCACCGCCGUCUUCCUCUGCCGAGCCAGAUGAGAAGUCCGCCGGCGGCAAUGUUUGGUCGAGCAGCACAGCGAAGAUGGCUCCAUCCGCCCUCCGCAAAUCCUUCGCACCCUCCCAGACUAUUAUUCGACCUCAAACCCUACUCAAGCCUAAACUCCCCAAACCUGCCCUUCAUCAGACCAGUGAGGAUACCAACCCCAAUCCUAAUUCCCACCAUUCAGCAUCGUUUCAUCCGGCGUUGGUUGCGAUUACGAGCACUGUCAUAGACGAAUAUGAUCCUGCCCGGCCAAAUGACUACGAGGAAUACAGGAGGGAGAAGAAGAGGAAGCAGAUGGAGGCAGAAUUAAGGGAAAGGGAGAGGAGGGAGAUGGAAAGGGAGAAAGAGAAAGAGAAGGAGAAGGAGAGGGAGAGGGAGCAGGAGUUGAACCUCUCAGGCGAGGAGGCAUGGCGGCGAAGAGCUUUCAUAAAUGGUGGAGGUGGCAAUGUACCGAGGUCACCAUCACCUCCUAGUAAGGGAGAGUUUAAUAUCGGGGGCAGAUCCGAUACUGCUGGCUUGGGGUUAGGAAUGGGGGCAGAGGGAAAGAUGACUAUGACGGCUGCACAGAGGAUGAUGGCCAAGAUGGGGUGGAAAGAAGGUCAGGGACUUGGCAAGCAAGAACAGGGGAUUACUACUCCUUUGAUGGCUAAGAAGACUGAUAAGAGAGGUGGAGUGAUUGUAGCUAGUGAGGAGGUUAAACAGCCAGAGAAGAAGGUUAAGAGUGUUAAUUUCAAUAUGCCUCCAACUAGGGUUGUACUUCUGAGGAACAUGGUGGGACCUGGUGAAGUGGAUGACGAUCUUGAGGGAGAGGUGGCUGAAGAAUGUACCAAAUUCGGGACAGUGACACGUGUACUUAUAUUUGAGAUAACGGAAUCAAACUUCCCUCAUGAUGAAGCAGUCAGAAUAUUCAUUCAGUUUGAGAGGGCAGAGCAAGCAACAAAAGCACUUAUUGAACUUGAUGGGCGUUUUUUUGGAGGAAGGAUUGUUCGUGCGGGCUUCUACGAUGAAGAGCGGUUUGGUAAAAAUGAUUUGGCCCCUUUGCCUGGAGAAAUUCCUGGUUUUUGAUAAAAGUUCAGCUUUGGCAAAAUGAAAAGUUUUGGCCACUUAUAUAUUCUACGCAUUUGUGCUAUCUGUAUUCUAUGAGCUUCUUACCAACAAUGUGGCAUAAGUUGCAUAUCCUAUGUCUGUUUGAAGUAAAGAAAAGAUUAAGUGGCAGAGUGAUAGGUUAUGUAAAAGUUCAGUGAAACCCUCCUUUGAUUAAGGGGUCGAUCCAGUUCUGAAACCAAUCAGAUAAAGCACUUGGAAAAGGUGUUUUUUAAUGGAAUAGGAUUAUAUGAGUGGGCAAUUCGGUUUCGGUUCGGGUUGGGAGAAUUUGUACAAUUGUACCAAACAAAACCAUUUGUGUUUCAGUUCGGUUUCGGUUCGGUUUGAAGUUCGGUUUACCAAAGUGAAAAGUAUUACAUUUAAUUUAGUUUGUUUUGAUUCAU